This is a messenger RNA of Lobosporangium transversale, 240 nucleotides long. RefSeq lists its product as hypothetical. Lineage: Eukaryota; Fungi; Mortierellomycota; Mortierellomycetes; Mortierellales; Mortierellaceae. The record is from RefSeq and is a predicted model, not a curated record. Gene Ontology annotation, cellular component: mitochondrial intermembrane space. Gene Ontology annotation, biological process: mitochondrial respiratory chain complex IV assembly. The transcript is spliced from 3 exons. The annotation marks the transcript as partial.
AUGAGUUUCGGGCGACCACCAGGCUUUACAACUUUUUCUGCAGCCCCGCCAGAUCGUGGAAGCUUCCCUCUUGAUCAUGAUGGUGAAUGUACUCUGUUCAUGAAAGAAUACCUGAGCUGCCUCAAGGAAAACCAAAACAACAAUGGCAAAUGUAGACAUUUAUCUAAGCGAUAUCUCAAAUGUCGUAUGGAAAAGGGUCUUAUGGGUAAUGAUAGUUUCAAGAACUUGGGCUUCCAAGAU